This is a messenger RNA of Cladocopium goreaui, 316 nucleotides long. The record is from the annotation of a GenBank genome assembly. Lineage: Eukaryota; Dinophyceae; Suessiales; Symbiodiniaceae.
GCGGGAGAACGUCUUGCCAUUGCACCUGCGAACGCUGAGGACGUUGUGUCGGAGGCGCGAAGGCUGGUGCUUCUGGCAAGACCUCUGCCAGUGACCUUUGCUCGGAUGCCAGGUGGCCAGUGGGUGCUGGAUCCUUGCGCUGUUGAGGAAUCCUUGGGCGCUUCUGUGUCUCUUUGCUUCUUGGAGGGACGCUGGCUGGUCUUCCAUCAGGGUGGUGGUGCCGAUGCCAACCGCUUCUUGGAAGAGCUGAUGCCAGUGGCGCGCACAUCUACGGAGAAGCUGACCAAACUGUUCGAGAACUAAGAGGAAACCAAAA